This is a messenger RNA of Anopheles moucheti, 8789 nucleotides long. It is a transcript of the gene RASSF8, whose product is annotated as transcription factor mef2A. The record is from RefSeq and is a predicted model, not a curated record. Gene Ontology annotation, biological process: signal transduction. Lineage: Eukaryota; Metazoa; Arthropoda; Insecta; Diptera; Culicidae. The transcript is spliced from 6 exons. Bases 671 to 3652 code for a protein of 993 amino acids.
AAAAAAGCCUCCUGUUAAAACAACUCAUCAAGGUGCAGUAAAUUUACGCAGAGCAAAAGUGCCAUUCCGGUAGAUCAUAUAGCUUGAUGUUGAUCCAGGAGGUCGUCAGCGCGAACGCCACCCGGCAGCACCAUACGAACGAUCCAUGAUCCGCGCCCGUCCUGACAUGAGCACCCGCGCUGGCAUAACGUAGUGUGUUUGUGUUGUGCAGGGUGACGGUGUGACGGUGGUGUUUCGGUGUAGAAGGCAAGCGGUGCGGUGUGUUCCGGCACCCGGAAGCAAACGCAAACGAGACGGACGACGUGACGAUUCCGUUCCGUCGUUCCUCAUGACGACCGCACCAAGAACGGCGCGACGAUCCGACAUUUUACUGAGUGAGACUAUCACCGGGCUGCCCGGUAUACCGGUGGACGUGUAAAACAUCGACAGCGCGAAGAAGAGCGGAUCGCAAAACAACUUGCCGACCGAGCACGGCGUCCUUUCGCGCUCAUCGAACCGAUAUCGGGAACGGAAGUCCGGGACUGACGUUCCCGGCAAAACGUCAAAACCAUCAUCGUUAACAUCGUACGGCGGAACGCUGCGGGAGCGCUCGGUGACACGACGUCUUCCCAUACCGGAAGGCAUCAACAGUGGAGGUGCCCCCGUUACCACCGGGCACCCGUUCGGUGCGAUGGAGCUGAAGGUAUGGGUCGAAGGAAUACAACGAAUCGUGUGCGGAGUCACGGAAGUCACCACGUGUCAGGAUGUCGUGUUUGCAUUGGCGCACGCCACCGGCAAAACGGGACGCUUUACGCUUAUCGAACGGUGGCGCAAUAACGAGCGUCUGCUGGCACCGCAUGAGAACCCGCUCAAGAUCCUUAUGAAAUGGGGCGAAUAUUCGAGUGACGUACAGUUCAUCCUGCAACGGUCCGAUCAGCAGCAACAGCAGAAGAAAGAUGCACAUCAGCAGCAGCAGCAGCAGCAGCAGCAGCAGCAGCAGCAUCAUCAAACGCCACCACCAUCAACGCAGGCUUCACAACAGUCCCAACAGCAGCUACUUCGCCAGCAGCAGAAGCUAAAUCAACUCAACAACAAUCAUAUCGGUGCGAAUGGCGGUGUUACGAAUGGCAAGCAUAGCGGUCCGACGUCACCCACAAGCCCCCACAACCAUCAGGGUAACAGCAACACCAGUCCCAUCAUCCCAAACGGUGUGCUUAGCACGCAUAUCAACAACAAUAACAACAUUAGCAGCCAACAUUAUGCACACCACCCGAGCAAUGGGGACGAGCAGCAGCAGCACCAGCAUCAUUCGCAGCAACAUCAGCACGCGAAGAGCAAACUUCAUCAAAACAAUCUAAAAAACAGCGCCAACAACCAACUUCAUCAACACGUGCACCACCAACAGCAGCAUCACCAACAUCAGCACCAGCUAUCCUCAUCGUCCACCUCGUCCGACCAUCAGCACCGGUCGCAUCAACAUCAGCAGUCGAACGGCGUCGGUGCGUUAAUUCGAACCGGAAAUGAUCCUUCAAAUGGGUCGCCGGGAGCCGGGCCAGGUGUGGCAACGGCGGCGAUGGCAAAGCAAUCGGAAUUGAUCAUCUCAAGCAGCAGCAAUGGUGGCAGCACGGGCGGUGCCCUGGAGCGUGGCAAGGAAACGAGGAAAAGUCUCAAUUCGUCCGGAUCAAGCGGAAAGACGGAACAGCACCAUCAUCAUCCGCAGCAGCAGCAGCAGCAGCAGCAGCUGCACCAUCAGCAAUCUCAGAAGCAUCAAGCGCAGACGAACCAGCAGACCCAAAACGUUGGCAUCGUUCGGGGCAUUGUCCAGCACCAGCAAAAGUUUACCCAUGUGCAGCGCCAUUCGCCCAGCUCGACAACGGUCGCGCUGACGAAGGGGGGUGGCGUCUCCACGACGGCGGCGGUGUCCAGUGACCACAGCAGCAGCAGCAACAGUAGCACCAGCAGCAGUGUGAGCAGUACCGCCAGCUCGAGCUCGAACGCGUCCUCAAACAAUACCAGCACGAGCAGUGGCAUCGGUGGUAGCGGAGGGAGCGGUGCAUCCGGAACUAGUGGCCAUCAUCCAAGUCAUUCCACGCAACAGCCACCGCCGGGCGCGACGACACCGGUCGAGGCGACGUAUGCCAGCGUGAUCAAGAAACCCAAAUCACACGCAGCAACACCGAGCGUCAACAAUGGCAACGCGACCACCGGUGGCAACAACGUGGUCGGUGAAUUUAAUGCGGCCGAUUUGCGCAGCUCGCUUGACCGCAAGGUGAACGGGCUGGUGUUUAGUAACGGGUUGAAUGAGCGCGUAACGCAACCGCCAUCGACGUCUCCCUCGGGAGGGAUGGCCGGAACGCAACAAUCGCCCGCCCCGAGCAGUAGCGUCAUCGUCGGUGCGACACUGAAGCCCGACCAUCAGCUACUGCACCACCAUCAUCACGGGACGAUGGGACGCCACUAUCACCAUACGCAGCUCCAGAAUCUGCUCUGCACGGACAAUCAGCAACAUCUGGACACGAGCAGUGUCAGCAGCAUUAGCAGCUCGAGCGUUGGAGGCGGUAACAACUCCAGCAACCAUCCGUCACUGCUGAACGGCAGUAGCUCCACGACCAACUCUCCCAUCACGGGCAUCUCCUCGAACGGGGCGCUGGUGCCACCGCCGUAUCGGGAUCCUCCGCCACCCCGGAACAGUCCACUCUCGCAUACGCUGACCAGCCUCAGCAGUACCGGCAGUGGUGGAACGGGUAGCAGCUCCCAAGGUAGAAGGCAGGAGAAGGAAGGCACGCUCACCAGCACAGGUGGAUCAUCGUCGGCUUCUUCGACCGUCUCGUCACUGGUCGUGGUAGGACCGAGCGGGCCAGAGGAAAUACUGGUAGGAAGUAGUGCGAGCGACAGCAUACCGCACGUGACGGGCUAUCGGGAGCUGAUGCAGCUUAUCAAGUUACAGCGCGAGAAAAUCAAUACCCAGCAGGCGGACCUGUCCAAGUACGAUACGGAGAUCGUUUAUCUGGAGAACCGCAGCCGCGAGCAGACCGAUCAGCUCGAUGCGAUCGCGCAGGAGAUCAGCAAGACGGAGCAGCAGUACCGGCAGACGGGUGACCAGCUGCAGGCAUACCAGUACGUCGAGGAGGAGAGCGAGCUGGUACGGCAGCAGGAGAAGACGCUAAAGUCGGAGAUAACGCUGCUCCGGUCAAAGUUGGCCAACUGUGAGACGGAGCUGUUGCAGUGCAAGAACAAGAUCCGGCUGCUGAUGGACGAGAUAUUGGUUGAGCAGCGCAAGUAUAGUCGACAGUACGAUCCGAACCGACAACAGCUGUUGGAGCGGGCUCUAAUGUGUGAAGUUGACAGGCUGCAGGUGGAGAUCGACCUGGCGGUCCAGAGCGCGGACCAGGCGAACAAGGCGCACGACAAGCUGAAGGGCGAGGUGACGCUGCUCGAGGGUGCGAUCGCGGACAAGAAGAAGCAGGUCGAGAAGCUGGUGCACGAGAUGAAGGAGGUGAAUCUGCAGAGUUUGGCGGUGGUGCCGCCCGCGGACGAGGUGCGCCACCUACUGGAAGGUGAGUCCGAGUUUGGCUCGGUCAAACCUGGCAGUACUCGGCGCAUGAUUGGAUCCCCCCGGCAGCUGGAAAAUGCGGUCCCGACGAGUAAAAAUCCGCACGGUGUAUGGGUUUAGAAAGGUGUAAAUGUGUCUACCACCCCCAAAAUCGCCCGUUGCCAUUCGCAACAGUGGCCGUCCAGAGGAUUCGCUUCGGGGUAGCUAACCGCAAGCAAAACGGCACACAACGCGGGGGGCGCGGAUAUUAUUCUUGUAAUCAAAAUAUGAUGGUAACCAUUCUCAAAUGUGAUAAUCGUUGGUAAGAGCAGAAAAAAGGUGGAGCAUUAGAUUGAGAUAAACAAAACAUGAAAGACAGCGCGUUUAGCAGCGCAAAAUCGGACGAAAGCUGACGCUGAAUUGAAGCAACAACAACAAAACACGGGAAAAUAUUACAAAAUAUCCACAUGCACACACGCACGUACACACUCACGCUAGGACACGUAUGCGCGGAAUUAGCUUGCCCAUUUUUUAUUUUCACUUAUCCGCUUCCUUUCUGUCUCCUGAGCGAGGAACUUCCUGCGUGCCAACGUUUCACAAAUAUGUUGAUAAAGCACAGGCAGCCAUGGAAGGGGAUGAUCAAGUAGGGUGAAGGGAAGAAACAGAUAUUUUAAGGGUCCAAACAAUGUCCACGCAGAUGCGACACAUACCGCAGGAGGAUGUUCGUACAAAACAAGAUCACAAAUGAAAUGGCUCCGUUGAAGGUAGUUCCAAAAAGUUCCAUGCUGCUGUAGGAGAUUGUUCGAAAUGGAAGCAGCGAAUAAUGAUGGUUUUGCGAUGGUUAAGAAUUACAACUAAGCUUUUGAUUGUUUUUUCACGAUAGCUUAAAGAGCUAUCGUGCAGUUGAGCUGCAGUAUAGCUUAAGAGUGGUCAGGACAGGCUAUCGAAACCCCUCCAGCAGCUCCGAAAUGCAAACAAGUCUUUUUGCGCGUUAAUGCGGCUUUACUCUUAUUGCCACUGGUCGUGUUUCCUUAACUAAAACGAAAAAUGCUUUAAAACACAACUUCUUGCCUGAUUAAAAUACGUCCUUAUGCGUGCAUGAGAUUGAGUGUGUGUGUGUGUGUGGGGGUGAGCGUAUGCGUCACAUAGUAAAUGUUUAUAGUUUGUUUUAUAUUUAUUACAAAUGUACCAAUAGUUUCAGUUUUAACUCCCUCCAUACGCGUGCACUCUUGCCACGGAGCUUUUUACACACGGUAAUGAAACGUAAUAGUGUGUAUAAAACAAAAUACCGUACCCUCAUCAGCCGUGUGCAAAGCAUUCCAUUGUGUUUUAUUGCCAUCAAGUGUUUCAAACACACGUAUGCCACACGUGCAGCAACGCGGCGCGCCUCCUAGGUUUUGCGUAAGAUAAAAGAGCUUUUAAUGCGCACGGGAAAAGCUGCUCCUGCAUCCUGCAUACGGGUUUUCCUUCUUUUAAUCCCCUCCCACAUACACACACACAAACACACAGACGGUCACAAACAUGAAUGGGUGGAUUCGGUACAGAUGGAUUUCAAACCGGAACUCCUGUGCAGUUGCACUUGGUUGCAUUAAAAUGCAAUCCACCAUCCGAGUGCCUACGUGGGGUUAGUCUUCAAAAUGGGUAAAAUGCGAAAAGGCGAUUUUUUAAUACAAAACCCCGUAUUUGUUGCCCGCUUAAGGCUUAAGUAUAGUUUUAAAAACAAAACAAACCGACGCAAUAUAAGAGAUAACUGUAGAUUUCAUAUUACUUCUUAAGUAGAAAUAUGUUUAAGUUUAGCCAGUGCUUAAAAAGGAUUAGCCGUCGCGGGUGUGCGUGUGUGUGUGUGUAUAUAUAUUUCGUUUGCUUUUACUUCGAUCUGUUCCGUAAACAUACAUUGAAACUGCGGAAUAGAUGCACAUUUAAUGUGGUAAUCAGAAAGAAAAACUUAAAUCGAACCAAUUGUUGUGCAAAUAAGCGUUUCCUUACUUGUUUAGCUGGUAGAGAAAAAAAGAACAGUGCAAGAUAGGGAUACAAACCGGAUUCUCCGUUUUUUUAUAAGUUAAACUGUUAAUAGUACCGUAACAAGUAGUAAUAAGUGGAUCCGUUUGUUUGUUUUUUGUUUUUUCGGUACAUUAGUUAAGAGGAAAGUUUAGAAAGGAAAACAACAAAAUUACACCAACAUCCAGCGUAUUAGCGCUGUAACGAAACUAAAACCACCUGUGCGUACCAGAAGCCAUGUCGGCCUCGUUCAUUUUAAAGUACGCUUCACAGCUGUACGUGUGUAUGUAUGUAUGUAUGUGCGAAGUUUAUUGUUACCUGCUGCUGUAUUGAGCAGAGGGUCUACUUAAAGCAAAGGAAUUGUUUGUGUUUCCACACCAAUAAUUAAAUUACUUUAAACGUUUCAUUUUCUGCCCCGAGCAACGGUUUCAAUGUCGAGUUAUUUAAAUCAGUUUAGGUUUUUUUUUGAAUUAAUCCCUUUGGCGAGGCACGAUUAAAUGCAUAUCAACAACGUAUGUUUAAACAUGUUUUGAAACUCGAAAUUAUAUUAUCUAUUUGUUCCCUGUAAAAAAAAUGUUAUAACCAAAAUUGUCGAACUCAUCAAGAAAACAAAAGCUAUAUCAUGUAAAUGAAACACCAAAACCACUUUAAAAAAAAACAAACAAACAAACCCUAGCAAGAAAACAAAAUUUUAAUUUUAAAGGCAAAUGGUUGUAUAAAGUGUACUUUAGAUCUGUUGACCUAUGUAUCAGGUGCAUCAGAUAAAAAUGCACUCCCCAAAACGGGAACGAUUCGGUUUUCGGGAAGUAUACAGUCAUUUGUAGAGUACCGUGCCGGAACGCGGAGAGAUUACUGUUGUUUUUUUUUAAGCAAACAAAACAGAAGAGGAUAAGAAUAAGCAAAUGAAAGUAAAAUAGGCGGACAAACAAACCAACAACCCAACAAACUGCUAACGAACCCCGUUGCCUCAGCAAAGUUAUUCGGGUUUCUAAAGGUCCUUGACGGUGUAUUUUUUCCCGUCGAAGUCUCUGCAUCGUCGGACUAGUGCUACUAAUGCUACUGCUAUCGCUCGUAUUGCUGCUGCUGCUGCUGCUUCUCGCAAUGUCCGUAAGGAUGAUGCAUCUGGCGGAUAGAGAGCCCAUAGUAAAUCGUAGUUAAUCCACAUUCAAAUACAAAACUGACGUUUGCUUUGGAAAUGUGUGUAACGUGCUUGGAGCGAACCGUGAAACGAUAUACCGAAUCAGGAACAAAAUAAACAAAAAAAAAACAUAGUUGUUGAAUGUUGAAAGUUUGAGACAAUACUUUUACAUACACACACAAUAAAUGUAAAAAAUACAGACGAAAGUUAUACUCUCUACUCUACAAAACGGUACUGCACAGCGCGCACUAACCCCUGGUUAGUUUGUUUGAUUCUGUUUUCUACUUGUGUGCCUCCUUCGGAUAUGUUAUGUUAUCCUGUUCAAUGGAAGAAAAUGUGCGGAUUGCAUUAAUUAAAGCAGAAACCAUACUAAAUCAAAAGCCAGAUUGUAAGCGCAAUCUCUCACACACUCUGUCUUUCUCACUCUCACUCUCUUCGCACCGUAGGCGAGAAGAGAGCACAAUACGAGACGAGGUGUUUGCCUCUGUUUUAUUUGCGUUUAGUGGAACACCUCAUCAAAGAUGGAUAUAUUUACGUAUUCAUAUAUAUACUAUAUAUACACAGUAGCAAUAUUAUUCUUGCUAUCUUUUUACACACACACACCCAUUAACACAAGACAUACACCUGCACACAAAAUACACCUUUUACUUCAUCUCUUUACAUUUCGCAAAUAUUUAAAUAGAUGGAUAAAACGAGUUUAAAACUCACCACGACCGAACAGCCGCAUCAUAGAAAAAAUUCUAAAUAAAUAAAUUAUUGAAAACGAAAGGAAGAAAACGCAACAUAAAAAGAUGGAACAACGUUUUUCAAAGAUUUCUGGCAAAAGAAAAGUGAUUGAAGAAAGCAAACAAAAUAUUUCGAAAAAGAAAAUGAAAUUAAAUGGUGGAAAGAGAAAAGGAUCGAAAAAAAGAAAAGACAACAAACCUUAAAGAGCUUAAACAUAUUGUAAAAAAAAAACAAAAAGGACACAUAUAUUCCCACACGUACAGAUAUACCAAACGAACGGAAUUGGCAUUGAAAGGUAAAGAAGUUUCAAACCAAAAUACACAGAGGUGAAGCAAGCAUUAAAAACAUGAACGCAAAAAAGUGAAACAAAACACAAGAAUAUAUAGCUAUGAUAAAUAAAGAAAUUAAAACAAAAACCGCCCUGAAUUCAAACUUUGUUAAAGUAGUCUGAGUUUAGAAAGGGAUGUGUAGAAGGAGAGAAUAGUGUUAACGAAGGAAAUUGAAGGUGCCUGUAUGCUUGAAUUGAACACAUGGAUCAACCAUCAGCAUAACAAUUCGCUCGGAGUGUCUGCUGUUGCUUUAUUGUUUCUUAUUAGCAGUCUUGAUUCGUUACGGAUGUGUGAAAAACUAUGUUUUGACGAAUAAUUAAAUUAAGCAUUUUGCUACGUACGCAAUGAAAACGUAAGAAACGAUAAAAAGAAUAGAUGAAAUAAGAAUACAAAAGAAUGUCAAAGAUAUGUUGAAAUUGAAGGAAAACAGAUAUAAGAAUCGAGUACAUUUAUGUAAGCGAAGUGCUUUUUGUUUCAUUUAUAUAAUAGCUAAAGAAAGAAGAGCUGUAAUAAGAGCUGAAAAGCAAAGGGAAGUGAGAGUGUGGAAACAUAUGAAAAAAAAAAAUCAAUAACAACAAAACCAACAUUGGAACACUAGAUGGGAGAAUGUUUUAAACAGGAGGGAAACGGUACACUCCGCUGGAAGGAUGGUUUUAGUAUAAUUAGUUGCAAAACAAACAAACAAACACAGUAGAAUCCAUUAUCAUUGCCUUCUCCUUCCUAGAUUGUAGUAAAGUUGUACGUUCAAUGUGUUUUACGCCACAUCGUAUUCAUCGGAUAGCAUUCCCCUUUUUAAAUGUACUUACCUUAGGUUUAGUUUAAGUAGAUGAAUUUAUCUUAGCAAACCGAGCGGGGUCAUGGCUAAUAAGAAGGAAAUGGUAGAGAAAAAGCCGCCACAUGCUUGCGUGUGUGUACUUUUACUUAUUCCAUCAUUGUAAAAUUUUCUAUUAAUUUUGUUCUAAUUUCACGUGGCUUUUGUUGUGUUCCCUGUAAAAACACAAACCAUCUGAAUCGAUGUAUGUACUAAGAUGCAAGAUUGUCUGUUUUAGAGACUGGCCAAAACCCAGUGGAGACAUAGAGAAGCAGG